Molecule: messenger RNA, 1086 nt
Organism: Melanaphis sacchari
Lineage: Eukaryota; Metazoa; Arthropoda; Insecta; Hemiptera; Aphididae
Product: zinc finger BED domain-containing protein 1-like
Exons: 2
Coding region: 1-1086 (361 amino acids)
Biological process (GO): regulation of transcription by RNA polymerase II
Cellular component (GO): nucleus
Source: RefSeq, a predicted model, not a curated record
AUGUUAUACUUUAAUUUAUUUCCUGGUGAUGACAAUCUUCAUGAAGUUGAAGAGUGUAGUAUAGUUGAUGGAUUAACACAGUGUUCAUCGUCAUUAUCAACUAGUUUAUUAAAUACCGCUUGUUCAUCCUCAUCAUCAGAAUUUCGUAAACCGCCCCGUAAACGACGUAGAACUUAUAUUGACAAGAACUUUGGAAAAAACCGAAUUUGUAGAUCAGAAAGAACAGAAGAAAUUCAUCAAACGUUAGCUAAAAUGAUCGCUAUCAACCAAAUGCCCUUAUCCUUUUGUUCUAGUUCCGGUUUUAAACAAUUUAUGAGCAUAGUCGAACCAAAUUAUAUUAUCUGUAAGGAAAGUGCUAUCAAACAGAGACUCAAAGGAUUCAAAUCGUCGGUUGAAAAUUUAAUAAAAAAAGAAUUAAAAGAUGCCAAAAGUGUAAGUUGUACAUCGGACUGUUGGUCAUCAAUAGCUCAAGAAUCGUACAUAACAGUUACUGCACAUUUUAUUGAUGACCAGUGGUGCCCAAAAUCAUACACUUUGACAACUCACAAAUUAGAAGAGCGUCAUACAGCUUCAAAUUUAUCUGAUCAAUUAGAAAAUACUUUUAAUAAAUGGGAAAUCAACCAAAAAGUUACGGCAGUAGUUACUGACAAUGCAAAAAAUCAUUCAAAUUUAGCUAGUCAAUAUUUAAAAGAUAAACAAGAACAACUAGGUAUGCCAACAGAAAGUUUAAUUCAAAGCUGUAAAACCAGGUGGAAUUCUAUAUUUAUGAUGCUUGAUCGAAUUUAUAAAAAUAGGUGCCCUAUUUCAAAUGUUCUUGCUGAUCGUUCGUUAACUACAGCAGCGAUGGCACACAAAUUUGAAGUGUCAGAACACCAAUGGACAAAUGUAGAAACACUUAUAAAAUUGCUUAAGCCUCUACAAAUUAUGACCACUGUUUUUUGUGGGGAAAAAUAUUGUUCUAGUUCAAUGGUGAGACUUCUUCUAAACGCAGUUAUAGAAAAGCAUUUAAAGCAUAAUAUAAGUGAUGAUGAAAUAGCUGAACAUUUUAAAACAACUGUAAUAAGAGAACUUUCAGACCGUUUUUAA